AUGUCUGCCCAGGAGCUUUUGCGGCAGAUUGAUGUCCGGCGGUUCACUACCGGCGUGAUCUUGCUGAUCCUGCUUGCCUUCUACUCGCCCCUUUCCAAGCUGGUUUUGUCUCCGAUUUAUGGAUCCUUCCCCGCGCAUAUCUUCCAUAAUUUUGGAGUGGCCAUCUCCGGCGGAGUCGGAUGGCUACUGAAAGAUAAGAUUCUUAAGCGCCUGGGCCGUCUCGGUGGUUUCAUGCUCCCCGUGUUGGCAUUCUGGGUUCCGACUCUCCAGUACUUUAUCAAGCAGCAAAGCUCGAAGAUUGGUAACCCCACAGGCCCAGUGGUCACGGAACUCUGUGGUUACUAUCCUUUGGUGUUGCUGACAGUCGCAUAUGCCGGAAAGCAAAUCCAGACUUCUUUGAGACUCGAAGCCCAGGGCGACGUGGUUGUUGAGCAUGUCCCCUUGAUAGGUACAUAUAUCUUCUAUUCCGCUGGCGAACACAUUGCCAAAUUUGUUCUUUCAUCAAUCGUCGGGUCCUCGGUUCUUUUCACCAGAGUUGGCAUGCAAAUGCUCCUCGCGGCCGCUUACGCUGCGCUCAUCCCGUCGAAAUGGCUAGUCCUGGCCAUUCCUUCUAUCAUUUUCUCGGUGACCUCAAACGUCCAUUUCGCUGGAAUGAGUGGUGUCAAUUCUGCAAUUGAGCACGAAGGAUAUUCUCUCUUGGCACGACAGGAAGCUUAUACGGGAUACAUUUCUGUUUUGGAAAACCACAAUGACGGAUUCCGGGUUAUGCGUUGUGAUCACAGUCUACUUGGUGGACAGUGGACCAGAAACAUACCAGGCUACCGGCCUGAGGUGGAAGAUCCUAUCUACGCAGUCUUUGCUAUGCUCGAGGCUGUCCGUCUGGUUGAGCGGGAUAAUGGUGUUCCCCGCGUUGACGCUGACAGCAAGGCGCUGGUCAUUGGCCUUGGAAUUGGUACAACACCAUCUGCACUCAUCAAACAUGGCAUUGAAACCACCAUCGUCGAAAUCGACCCUGUGGUGCACAGGUUCGCCACUCAGUACUUCAACCUCCCGCCAAACCACACCCCCGUCAUCGAAGACGCCGUAAAAUUUGUCAAGAAGGCAGAGUCCGCCCCGAAUACACCCCAGUAUGACUACAUCGUCCAUGAUGUAUUCACCGGAGGCGCCGAGCCCGCUGAACUCUUCACAUACGAGUUCCUGUCAGGUCUCCACUCCUCCUCCUCAAGGAAGACGAACUACGCUGGUGACUUGACCCUCUACCCAACCGGUCUUGUCGUCCGUACCAUCAAGGCCGUCUUCCCAUCUUGCCGCAUCUUCCGCGAAGCACCCGGUGGAGAUGACGAAGAUACCGACUUCACCAACAUGGUUCUGUUCUGCAAGAAGAGCUCGAACACACCGAUUCAAUUCCGUGACCCUGUCCCAGCAGACUUCCUGCGCAGCAAGACCCGUGAAAACUAUCUGAUUCCUGAGCACGAAAUUGACCCUGCCAUCUUUGCCCACUGGCCCAAGGCUGGUAGAGCUCUUUUGUGGGCGAAGGAGGUCGGAAGGUUGCACAAGUACCAGGACCGCAGUGCACUCAAGCACUGGGCUAUUAUGCGAAAGGUCUUGCCUGAUGCCGUGUGGGAGAACUGGUGA
Messenger RNA from Penicillium robsamsonii, 1635 nucleotides. Its product is annotated as spermidine synthase. The transcript has 3 exons. The coding region runs from base 1 to 1635 and encodes 544 amino acids. The record is from RefSeq and is a predicted model, not a curated record. Lineage: Eukaryota; Fungi; Ascomycota; Eurotiomycetes; Eurotiales; Aspergillaceae.